CUAUCUCGAGUAUACGGCGGAGUAUAAAAAUUAAGGCUUUCCAACCCCCAAGCAGCACCCCACGAAGCACUAAGCAAGCUCGGAUCACUGGAGACAAGGCUCAAAAUUUCUCAGCAGCAGGAGAUUGUCGUGGAGGAGGUAAAACUCGACGGACGGAGUACUUUUUUUCUGGCGUUUUUCCCGUAAGGUUACUUGAUGAUGUUGGGCCACCUCGUUUCAUUCUCUGCUGCCGAGCGUUCUUGGCCGCCAGGGAAGGGAAGAAGGAAGAUUCAACUUCCACCACCACCGCGUGUUCUCCCCACACCAGCGCUAGCUAGGGCGCCCCCAGCUGUCUGGCCUCCAAAACGCGGAGUUGGAUCCUGGUCUACGUUUCCCGCCGUCGCAGAAAACCGCUAGAAGCGCCCCGCUUGUCUGGGCGUACCAAUCAAACCAUUAGCCGGAGACAUUGACUUCGCUGGUAUCUUGUUUGAGGGAAACUGUUCGCCGAAUAGCUCUUCUCCCCCGCAAACGGUACCACUCCAGGGGGAAAGUAAAUUGACCGCCUGCCAGCGAUACUCUCGGCUGGGGGGGAAGGGAGGGAAAAUGGACCCCCAACAUCUGCCUCUUCUCAGGUUUGGACGGGACGGGACUACGAAAGGUGGGCUGCAUACUCCGUACAUGAUAUGAUACAUGUGGCAACCUGGGCGUUUGACGGGCCUCGAAGCGCACAGCUAACUAACCCCCACGCCCGCCGUCAUAGCUCUAUCUCAGCUAGCUUUCAGCCUUCAGGAUUUCUGAUCAACAAUAUCUGACUGAGGAAGGGAAAGGAGAGAGAGUUUCCGCUCAUCCACCUCGUUAUCACCCAGCAGCUAGAGCGGAAGGGAGAGAGACUUAUUCGCUUACGCUGCGAAUCUCCUCGUGUGUCUGUCCAACACCAUUGGAUAGUAGCCUGGGAAAAAGGGUGUAUCUUUCUCUCUCCUCGACCUAAUUCCCCGUGAAUAGGAAGCUUGGAAGAUCGUAAGCUAGGGCGAAAUAAUCAUCUGUCGCGUAUAUAUAAAUCCCCCCAGCUCUCCUCCCUUUUUUCUCAAUCCUCGUGGCCUUUCAGAGUAACAACCUUGCUCUAUAUCUUUGCGAAGCAGAGGCAUUGAUCCCUGGCCAUCAACUCCCCCACCUCCCCUCCCCCCUACAUCCUUUGUCUUUCAGUCCCCCUUCAGCAAAUAAUUACCUAGCUACCGAACCACCGGUACAGGUUUAUUAUAUUAUUCAAAAGAGACUCACUCGUCCUUUUAUCUGCCAUUACAAAAACCCUAUCCGGCAUCAAUCCGACAUGACUUUGGAUAAACCAGCAGCAGUCGACCACAAGACUGCGGUCGAUGACAUUUCCAAAGAUGAGCUGGCUUACGAGUCCGCGGGCCAGCUAGAGAGGAACUCAUCCCAGGGUGACGGGAAAUACGAUGAGACCACUGCGGUCAUCACGGACCACAAGGCAGAGCGAGCUCUAUGCAGGAAGUUUGAUGUCCGCCUGAUGCCUGUUUUGGCUAUCAUGUAUCUAUUCAAUGCGCUAGAUAAAGGCAACUUGGGCAAUGCCCAGACCGAUGGUUUGAGCACAGAUCUCAACUUCAAGGAGGGCCAAUACAACCUUCUGCUCUCCAUUUUCUUUGUCCCUUAUGUGAUCUUCGCUCCACCAGUUGCUAUGCUGGGCAAAAAGUUCAACCCUGCCCGCGUUUUACCCAUUCUUAUGUUCACUUUCGGCUUAAUGACUCUUCUCUCCGCCACCGCUAAGAACUUCAGCGGCAUGUUCGCCCUGCGCUGGUUCCUUGGGAUGGCAGAAUCUGGCUUCUUCCCACUGGUGAUCUACUAUUUGACGACUUUCUACCGACGUGGUGAGCUCGCGCGUCGUCUCGCGCUCUUCUAUGCGGCGUCCAACAUCGCCAACGCCUUCUCGGGCCUGCUCUCCUUCGCCGUCUUCAGAAUCGAAAAUACCUCCCUGGAGGGCUGGCGCUAUCUCUUCCUCAUCGAAGGAGCCGCCAGUGUUAUCUUUGCAGUCUUCGCAUACUGGUACCUGCCCCUGAGCGCUGCCAAAGCGAAGUUCCUCAACGAGCAGGAAAAAGCCCUGGCCUUCCACCGCAUCCAGGUCGAUUCCAGUUCCGUCGUCGACGAGAAAUUCAGCUUCCGCGAAGCAGUCCGCAUCUUCAAGCAGCCGAUCUCAUAUGCCUUCCUUGCCGUCGAGAUCUGCCUGGGUAUCCCCAUCCAAUCCGUCGCCCUCUUCAUGCCCCAAAUUAUCCAGCGCCUGGGCUACUCCACCGUGAAAACGAACCUGUACACCGUCGCCCCCAACUGCACCGGCGCCGUGAUGCUUCUCGUCCUCGCCUUCUCGUCCGACUUCGCCCGCAUCCGCUUCCCCUUCAUCGUCCUCGGCUUCGUCCUCACCUUCACCGGCUUCAUCAUCUACGCUGCCAUCGACGACGUCCAGGCCCAGAUCCAGGUGGCCUAUUUCGCCUGCUUCAUGAUGACGUGGGGUACCUCUGCCCCCUCCGUGCUGCUGAGUACAUGGUACAACAACAACAUCGCGCACGAGGGCCGCCGCAUGAUGCUUACCUCCGUCGGAAUCCCGCUCGCCAACGUCAUGGGCAUCGUCAGCAGCAACAUCUUCCGGGAAAAGGACAAGCCCAAGUACGAGCCUGCGCUGAUCACGACCGCGUCCUUUGGCGCCGCGGGCGCGCUCAUCGUGGCCUGCCUGGGCUUUUACAUGUUGUGGGAUAAUAAGCGCCGCGACCGCCGGCAGGGCUUCAGCAUCAAGGCGCGGGAUGUGUCGACGAAGAAGUUGAGAGAUGGUCCGGCUUCGGAGGAUUUCCGAUGGUAUCUGUGAUUUGCUUCCUGGCUUGUUUUAACAUUUUCUUUUUUCGUCUUUGAACUAUUUUGAUGGGGUUGAUGGGUUGUCUUGUCCAUAUUGUUACUUCUCGUGCCGGGUUGGGUGGGUGGUUUAUUCUAUCUCUGAUGAUUCUCUGUUCUCCUAUCGAGUCAGUUUUGAAUCGCCCAGCGGCGUGGAGUGUCUUGGAGAGAGCUGCUUGACCUGUCAACGAAAUUUUGCAUCAAAACAUCUGAUUAGUACAGUAUGUAGAUGAACGUGGGCCGGCCCUUUUUAGGGGGUGGGAUGGGAUGGCUCAGCAUUCUUAAUUCAGUUUAAUAAAAAAUCAGCAGUCACUCACCCAAUCGCUCUUUUGAU
Messenger RNA from Blastomyces dermatitidis ER-3, 3205 nucleotides. RefSeq names its product MFS transporter. Gene Ontology annotation, molecular function: transmembrane transporter activity. Gene Ontology annotation, cellular component: membrane. The transcript is spliced from 3 exons. The record is from RefSeq and is a predicted model, not a curated record. Lineage: Eukaryota; Fungi; Ascomycota; Eurotiomycetes; Onygenales; Ajellomycetaceae. Bases 1307 to 2848 code for a protein of 513 amino acids. Gene Ontology annotation, biological process: transmembrane transport.